UUUAAAAGGUACCGCCCCACAGACAGCUUGUGUUCACAGCACCCUCCCCUCGUGCCAUAUUCCAUCUUUUUGUCAUUGCUCUUCGAGCUUGCAAUAAAACAUGAACUGUGUUUACACUACAUGCGCACUCCUAAUCUAGAUUCAUCUAAAGCAGAAAUCAAACAAAGCCGAGCUAAAAUGCUGUUCCCGAGGACGGACAUCAUAUACUUCGUGGGAACGCCUCGCUUUCACGUUCUUCAUGUUCUCGCAAGCUGAGAUAAAGGACAACAGACCUCACCAUGAUCAUGCCGUCCACGAAGGCUUCAAAUGCACCAGUCUGCAGGUUGAGACACUAUGUAUUACUACUCACUUGUUUUCUUUGGACAUCGUUCUGUUUGGCUCUAUGGGCAUUAAACUAUGGGAUCCACAUGAAAUCGGUUCAGCUCCCCAAACAUAAACCAGCUCCUCGAAAUAACAGUUCAUCUGUGAUAUCUGCCUUUGACAUGGGAAUCAGCGAUGAGGAGUGGGAAAGACUACAGACAGCUCUGGACUGGCCUUUUCCAGAUCAAGAAAUCACUCACCUGAAUCAGAGCACAAGUCCAGUCCACUCUACUUUCUCUAUCGUGGGACUCAAAGAGAGUUACAAAGUGGGAGAAAAGAUCUCUGUGACCAUCACAGCCAGAGACCACCAGAAGAAGCUGAAAACAUACGGAGGAGAUUUUUUCAAAGCAAGACUUUUCAAUUUAGAGCUAAAGGCGAGUGUGUACGGGGAGGUUGUGGAUCUUCGUAAUGGGACUUACUCUGUUGCUUUUCUUCUGCCCUGGGAAGGUCAGGCCCAAGUUUUUGUGCGUCUGGAGCACUCCAGUGAGGUUGUGCAGAUUCUUAAGAAAUACUGGGACUCUUCAUUCCCGCGCACCCACUUUAAUGGCUUCUUUGAAGGAUCGGGACCCAAUAAAAGCAGGAUCAGAGAAGUAGUUGAAUGUAAUCUUAAGUGGGGUCCAGAUGGAAGCUGGAAGAAAGGUGACUGCUGCUGUGAGCAUGAGGAUAUAAGAACAGGGACAGUGUGGCAGUGCCAGAGACCCAAGAAUCUUUCCUGUGAUAAACUGGUGCGCCACUCAGGAGCGCGUUUAGAAAACCCAUUAAAUCUUCUUGAGCAGCAGAUUUUUGCAACAAAAUUAACAAAUGUUGCUAUUAAUGGAGACAAAAAAGUCAUAAAUGUCCUUCCCAACACUGCAGCCAAUGACACCAUGAAGAAAUGCAGGUCUGGCCUGACCACACCGGUUCCUGCAGGAUUUUAUCUGAAAGAUGUCUGGAAGUCUUUUGUGUGCAACACUCAACAGUUCAGUCAUGCACAGAAGGCAAACUGUCUUAAAAACAAGAUUGUCUACUUCAUGGGAGACUCCACCACAAGGCAGUGGUUUGAGUACUUAGAAAAAACAGUGCCAGGAAUAAAAAGAAUGGACCUCCACACUCAUCCUCAAGGUGGCCCACUGAUGGCCGUAGAGCUGCAAAAUAACAUCAUCAUUCACUGGAGGGUACACGGUGUUCCUCUGCGCUUUGGUAGAAUUAUGCCUAUCACUGACCUGCAUUACAUCAGCAAUGACAUUGAUGAUAUAGCCGCCGGGUCUCAUGCGGUCGUGGUCUUCACAUACUGUGCUCACCUGGUUUUUCAUCCGAUUACAUUUUACGUGUAUGAAGUGGCCAAAAUCCGCCGGUCUGUCAUCGCACUGCUGAGCCGCGCUCCAGAGACCACCGUCGUCAUCAAGUCUGGAAACACAGCAGGAGUAAAGAAUAUUUUUCAAAGUGACUGGCACAUGUUGCAGUUGGACAAAGUGAUGCGGGAGAUGUUCAGAGACAUUGACGGAGUCGUCUUCAUAGAUGUCUGGCAGAUGACCUCCUGUCACUAUCUACGUGAAUACAUUCACCCAGGACCUGUUAUCAUUGCUAAUGAAGUCGACAUGUUGCUUUCAUAUGUCUGUCCUGCCUGAGGCCUGCUCGAGUAGAUUUGGUUCCAAAAAUCAAAUGGGAAACUUAUCUGGUCCGAGAUAGACUAAUCAAGUUGUUACUUAACCAGAAUUAACACUGAGCCAAUGGGAGAAAGAUAAUAUUACCAUUGUAUGCUCCAAUAUUACUUAACUUUAUUAACCACUCUCGAUUUUAAUAUGCGUGCAGGCUACAUUGAUAAAUAAUAGACAUAUGCCAUGUAAAGGAGACGUAUUAUGCCCCUUUUUACAAAAAUUUACAAUAAUUAAAUAUUACGAUUACGGCACUUAAAACCUGCCAGAUUUUCAUGAUAUCGCCUUUAAAAGUUCAGUUUCAAACAAACCCAAUCCAAUCCCAGUCAACAGUGUGAUGUCACAGUGAUGUCAUCAUGAUCAUCGUGAUGAUGUCACAACGUGAGGACAUGGUGAGCUAAGAGCGUAACCUCACAGCGUCCUCGGUGUGUUCGUACUAACGUGAGGUCAAAGGGCACUCACUGCAGAGAUUAGGUACCCAGCAUGCAUUGCAGCAGGAAGAUUUUGAGAUUCAUACACAUUUUCUUGAUGUUUCUUGUGAUGUUUUCCUCACAUAUUACUCUCACUGUGAGGAUCACCGAAUGAGAAAGAUGCGAUGCCAUAAUUCAUCAGUACGGUUUAAAACAACCGUUGACUAGAAAGUUCCCUUUAUCCUUUUAUAGAAAUGCGUUAGUUAAUGUAUUUGUUUUAGGAAAGAAGACCCAACAUCCUGCUUUGUUGCAUGGUCACCGGCAGGUGGUGCAAAAAACACACAAAGUACAGCAUCUUUAUUGGGCCAGACUUACAAAAUGGAUGAUGUUUUCUCACAAAAAGUUCUGUACGGGACGAUCUUUCGGCUAUCCAUUUAGUUUAGCACAGCGUACCUCUAAACCUAUUGCUGUUUAUUAUUCAUUAUUCCUUCACUCUAAAGCACUGAAUGACAGAAGACUGUGCACUGAUGCACGGUACAACAUAUUUGUUAUGCAAAGCUUUAUUAAUGAGACAAAAAUAAACAAACAAAAUAUUACACA
Messenger RNA from Puntigrus tetrazona (Sumatra barb), 3004 nucleotides. Its product is annotated as NXPE family member 3-like. The coding region runs from base 279 to 1967 and encodes 562 amino acids. Lineage: Eukaryota; Metazoa; Chordata; Actinopteri; Cypriniformes; Cyprinidae. The record is from RefSeq and is a predicted model, not a curated record. The transcript has 8 exons.